GUAUGAGGAUCUAUUUGCUGUAUUACUGCAGUAGUACUACUACUUCCUCUACUACGCAGUAUUUUCAUUUACUGUGCUGUCUUUGUCCUCAGUGACUGUGCUUGCAGUAUAUCACUGAAACCGAGCUGAACAGUCAGGUUUAUUUCCAUCCUCAUGCCACCUAAGAGGGACGCUGGAGCGCUUCUGACACAUCCGCCAGUGAAGAUGAUCAAAAUUGGCUCUGACACGCAGGAGUUUGGCUGUGAUUCAAUGGAGGAUAAGUACAGGAUGGCUGAGGAGUCCAGCUACUCACCUUUCCCUAACAACGAGCACGAAAACCUUGAAUUUGAUGAAGAAAACAUUUCAAGUCCAGGCAUCAGAACAGACACCAUCAGCCUCCUCAUGAAAAUAGAGCAACUGCAGGCACAACUCAAGUACGAGCGCAGAUGUCGGAUUUUGGCCGAGAGAGAGCUAAGGGAGCUGAAAGAGAUGAACACUCUCAUGAUGCAGAUGAGGCACACGGCACAUGAACUGCGAGUCACUCUGGACCACGUUCUCCAGGGAGGUGAAGCAGCUGUCACACCACAAAACUCUCAAGAUGAAACCAUGUCUUUCCUGGCAGAGCCUGAGGCAGAGAUGAGAGCGGUUCAUAACAUCCCAGAGGAUGAUCACAACUUUCUGUAUCUCGCUGAGAACAUCCGAGUGCCAAAAAAUCUUUAUGAGCGUAUUGCAGAGAUUGGAGACUACAAGAAGUACACAUCAGCACUACUUAUGAUCCUAUUCGACAGAGAAACUCUGGCCACACACUCUCUGCAGGGCCGCAGGAACACUUUUACUGGAGAAGAUUGCCAUAAGCCUCAGCUCCCACCUGAGAUCCUGAGCAGUUUAAUUGAUCAUGUGGCGGCUAAGUUCGGUGUUGAUGGGAGCCAAAUCAAAACUGCAAUCCGCACAAAGUUGAACAAUGAGGACAAACUGUUAAAGAAAAGACUGGGUUUGAAUAAAGCUGAACACAAGGCUGUUAUCGAUCAGAGCUUCCGCCAAGAUGCCUCACUCCUGCCUGAAAACGGAGCCAUGACAAGUGACUCUCAGUUAUAGCCUUUUGACUCUGCCUUCACGUGUUGGUCACCAGGAUUUCAUAUCUUAUAGAAAUGUGUGGCAGGUUGCCUUUUUUUUUAACCAUACAUCACUGAUCUAGUGCUUGAAGCAAACUAGUUUGUUCACAUUUUUAUAACUCUUCCUUUUGUACUUUGACAGUACCCUCAUCUUAUUGUCUGUCUGAAAAAGCUGGCGACCACACAGUUAAGGUCAAAGAGCACUACAAAUGUCAUGUGUAAUCAUGAGUGGUGAAACAACUAAGUGUCUUAUUUUAUUUGAGGUAGUAGAUGUCUAGUCUGUUGAAUGUCCAUACUGGAUUAACUUUUACAGCAGCAUUCCUUUCAUGUGUUAAAGUAAUUUGUCUAAAUGUUCAAUACUUUGAUACUUUUUCGAUUAUAUGUUUCAAAGGACAACUGUGCAUUAUGCCAUGAUACUGUGUAGAUACUAGAGUAGUGUCUUGUGGUUGCAAAAUAUGCUGCAAAUGAAAAUCAGUCUUUCUGCUUCCACAAAAUUUGUGACUUCACAUAUCUGUCUGUUGUGUUUGCCAGUGUAAGAGCUAAUAAACUUUUUAAAUCAGUA
Messenger RNA from Cheilinus undulatus (humphead wrasse), 1653 nucleotides. RefSeq lists its product as uncharacterized. The record is from RefSeq and is a predicted model, not a curated record. The transcript is spliced from 6 exons. Gene Ontology annotation, biological process: positive regulation of neuron differentiation; negative regulation of Notch signaling pathway. NCBI's taxonomy places the organism in Eukaryota, Metazoa, Chordata, Actinopteri, Labriformes, Labridae. Gene Ontology annotation, molecular function: DNA binding; transcription corepressor activity. Gene Ontology annotation, cellular component: nucleus. The coding region runs from base 154 to 1074 and encodes 306 amino acids.